UGCGGCACCACAGUGUCCCCUGGUGUUCAGCUACAGCACUGAGCGAUAAGUGACACUCAGGGAGGGGAAGCAGAACAAACUGUAAGCUGCUGGGGGAUCCAUCUUGGCCGAAGAAGCAACGAGGGUGAAACAUUUUCUACUUUUGCCCUUCAAAAGGUGUAUCUGUACCACCGUUGAGCGCACUGGGGAGCCCGAGGAAGGGCCGUGACGCUGUCUGUAGGAUGUCCCGACAUGAGGGUGUGAGCUGCGAUGCGUGUUUAAAAGGGAACUUCAGAGGAAGGCGGUUCAAGUGUUUAAUCUGCUACGACUACGAUCUGUGCGCGUCCUGCUACGAGAGCGGAGCCACGACAACGAGACACACCACAGAGCACCCCAUGCAGUGUAUAUUAACCAGGGUAGACUAUGACUUGUAUUACGGAGGAGACACCUUUUCAGUAGAGCAACCGCAGUCGUUCACAUGUCCUUACUGUGGCAAGAUGGGCUACACAGAGACGUCCCUACAGGAGCACGUCACUUCAGAGCAUGCUGAGACUUCCACAGAGGUGAUUUGUCCCAUUUGUGCUGCCUUGCCCGGAGGAGACCCAAACCAUGUCACAGAUGACUUUACAGCUCACCUCACACUUGAACACAGAGCACCAAGAGAUUUAGAUGAGUCCAGCAGUGUUCGACACGUACGUAGGAUGUUCCACCCUGGGCGAGGACUGGGUGGACCCAGAGCACGACGCACAAAUAUGCACUUUACUAGCGGCUCCACAGGUGGACUUUCAUCUUCCUCCUCACAAAGUUCAAGUUAUACUCCCAGUAACAGAGAAGCAAUGGACCCUAUCGCAGAGCUGUUGUCUCAGCUGUCGGGUGUGCGGCGUGCAGCGGGGGGGCAGAUAAACUCUUCGGGACCUUCAGCCUCUCAACUGCAGCAGCUUCAGAUGCAACUGCAGUUGGAGCGGCAGCAGGCUCAGGCGGCGAGGCAGCCGGUGGAGGCGGGUCGUCACGGGACGCGGCGCAGCAACAACCCGGGCAACAGCGGCAACGCCAUCCCCCCACCCAAUACAGCAACUGCCAACACUGCCACCCUGGGUGAAAGCAACCCCCAGUCCUCGUCCCACAGCUCCCAGUUCCUAUUAGCACGGUUGAACGAACCUAAGAUGUCUGAAGCAGAGCGGCAGUUCCUAGAAGGCGAGCGCGCCGACCGCAGCCUGUUCGUCCAGGAGCUUCUUCUGUCCACGCUGAUGCGCGAAGAGAGCUCCUCCUCCGACGAGGAAGAGCGCAGGGACUUCGCCGACUUCGGAGCCAUGGGCUGCGUGGAUAUCAUGCCUUUAGAUGUGGCGUUGGAGAACCUCCAGCUCAGAGAGAGCAGCUCCACGAGGAAGGAGCCUCCGCCGCCUCCUCUUUGAUGUCCGAGCAUCAAGCAGACUGUGUCCACUCUGCUGCAACUGUCAGUGAUGGGCAGCGAGCAGCGGCGGUUCCCUCACACAAAUCUUUCUCUCUCUCUUUCUCUCUCUCUCUCUCUCUCUCUCCAUCACCCACCCUAUCUCUCUGUCCUCCCCCCUCCUCCUCCUCGUCCUCCUCCUCCUCCUCCUCCUGCUCCUUCUCUCCUUCUAUUUUUCUGAGUUUGUUUUUGGUGAUUGUAAUUUCAGGCCUGUCACCAUUUUUGUUACAAUGUAAACAAGAAUAAAUGAGAGCAAGUGGGAUAAAUGUACGAGUGAGCAAUAGCAACCGAGUGUGUGAGCGAGAGGAGACAAAUAUAUAAAUAUUAUAUAUAUUAAAAACAAAAUAUAUAUAUAUAUGAAGUUGAUAAUCAAACCACCUAACGUUUCUUUUCUCUGUCAGGUAAAUGUUACAGGCAGCUGUGGCAGACCUUUGCUUCCUGUGACAUGCAAACAGCUCUCCAUUAUUAAAAAAAAAAAAAAAACAGAAGUCCACAUUCAAAGUCAAGAGAGCGUAGGCUCCUCUGAUCAAGCUGCUGUGUGUGUUAAUGACUAUUAAUAAAUAAAAAGUGCUUGGAUGGGUUACCAUAACUACUGCAUGCAGUUAUUUGCAGCGUGCAUGACAUUUAAUGACCUUGUCAUUAAAAACAUUUUGUUUAAGUAUCCCAAAGGUUUCAACUGUUUUUAAAUGCUUACUACGAACGUGGAAAAAGGCGUCCGUUCACAGCGGUGAGCAGAAAUUUAACUCCAAACAGUGGACUGUUUGUUUUUUUUCCUUUGAACGAGUCUGUAUUUAAUGAAGAAAUCGCACCGAAUCGGACCUUGCAGUAGAGCCAUUAUUGCCUACUGCAGUGUGUGUGUGUGUGUGUGUGUGUGAGAGAGAGAGAGAGUGUGUGUGUGACCGAGUGAGCUCCAGAUUUGCCUUUUCUCUGUGACGAAUGUCUGAAAAUGUCGAAGGCUGCUGCGAACGACGACUACAUGCAUUAGAAGAAGAAGAAAAAAAAAAACGAGACCUUGCCUUUUGAAGUUUUCUUAGGUGUUAAUAUUUAGUGAUAAGCUGUUUAGAUGCCGUAUACUUGAUAAUUUAUAGAUAAGUCUGGAUGUCCAUCUGUCCAUUCUUCUUUCACACACUUCUCUCAACGUCAAUCUGCUUGUGUACACUGUCCGACCCGGCCACGUGCCACGAUGAUUUCUCUUUGUUGGGUUGAGAUGUUUUCAUCUCGCGUUUGGUUUUUACAAAACAUCCCUCUGUUUUCUGUUUUGUUUUGUUUUGUUUUUUUUCUUGGUUUGUUUGUUUCUUGGGUUUUUUUCUGCUAAAGUUAGCACUUUCUAUUUAUUCUGACUCUUCUGAUAUGAAUCAUGCCACCUUCAUGCCUAUACUUUUACCCUCUCUGUAAAAUACAAUGAGAUGUAUAUUGAAUUUGUGCGUUAACUUUCAUAAUGGUUCUGAGACAUGGGCAGACAUUUUUUUUAAAAGAGAAAAAAAAAUGUAAAUUUAGAAUACAAUAAAUAUAAACUGCACACAGCUUUUGAUGAAA
Molecule: messenger RNA, 2962 nt
Organism: Cynoglossus semilaevis (tongue sole)
Lineage: Eukaryota; Metazoa; Chordata; Actinopteri; Pleuronectiformes; Cynoglossidae
Gene: kcmf1
Product: potassium channel modulatory factor 1
Exons: 7
Coding region: 222-1391 (389 amino acids)
Biological process (GO): synaptic signaling
Cellular component (GO): plasma membrane
Molecular function (GO): zinc ion binding
Source: RefSeq, a predicted model, not a curated record